Linum trigynum is the source of this 2434-nucleotide messenger RNA. Lineage: Eukaryota; Viridiplantae; Streptophyta; Magnoliopsida; Malpighiales; Linaceae. The record is from the annotation of a GenBank genome assembly.
CUUUAACCUCACAUACAAUAGAUUUACAAUCCAAAUAUGUAAAAAGACAGAUACUGUAAUCGUUUGUGAUGCCAUUUGAGAAGAGUAUUAGCUUCAACUUCAAUUAGUGAUAACCAGAAGAUAGUGUUAGUUUUCUUGACACACAUUUUUUCAUGUAGGAAUGAUUUAUCACAAUAAAUCUCUCAGAACGGGAAGAAAAACUCAAUAAUGGACAACGACCAUGGUCAUGAAUGAGGCUUCCUCAAUUGACAUAGGAAAAGUUAGUGAAACAACACGAACAAGAAAAUUACCCAACAAUCUCACAUCAUACCUCCAUAUGUCUCCAUAUUAGACACAAAAUGGGUAAUAAAACAACACAUCAUGAAUCUUCCAGACAUUCCAAAAUUGUGUGGAGGAGAGAAGCGUUUAAUCUAGAGAGAGCAUGUCAUCACUCACAUUAGUGUUUAACAAAGAGAGAUUUAUUGUGAUUAGUUCGUUUACUACAAAGAAAAAAGUCGUUAAACCAAAUCGAAAUGUAAUUAACAAAAGUUUGAGGAGAGGUUUGUUUUCACCACCUUGUUAUGGGCCUUGGCAUCAUCUUUUGAACUUUCUUAACGGGCUAUUGCCCAACUCAUCUUGGGCUUAAUUUUGUUAUUGCAGUUCUUGGGCUUAAUUAUGAUUACUUUACUAGUGACCUCACUGUGAAAAAAGGAGUCUGUCAGAAAACUGAAAAGGAAAGGAAAAACGAAACGCUCAUUUCACGUUUUUCGUCGAGCAAAUCCCGACGAGCACUCUCUGCCGUGGCGGUGGCUCCAUCCUCGCCGCGUCCAACCGCCGCAUCAAUUGGCUCAAUCUGAAUCUCACCUCGAAGUCUCCCCAAUGCUGUGCUCAGUCCCCGCCGGAAAGCCCAGUUCAAAUUGGCUGGACCGACUCCGGUCCACCAAAGGCUUCCCCAUCGCCGGCGACGUCGGCCUAGACGACUUCCUUCUCACCAACCCUAACGCCGACGACGAAACUUCCGAUUCCCCCACAUCCGAUGAUGCUGCCGCCUCCAAUUCCCUCGUCAAUUCCAACUCCGUCGUCGAGCAAGCCCCCGAGAUUUCCGGCCGAGAUGUCGAAGGGGAGUACUGGUUCGGCGUGAUGACCAAUGCCCUCUCCGAUCUCUUCUACAUGGGCCGAACCACCGGAAUCUCGAGGAAGAAGAGCGCCAGGAAGCAGACGAACCCUAAGUUCUGCGCCCUUCCUGAAGAGAAGGCAGCGGGCGCGACUACGGUAACGGCUUCGCUCAAUUCAAACCGCAAUUCGAACAUUGUACGGCCUCGGCGCGGCGGGGAUGACGUGGAUGAGGGAGAUGAGGAGAAGGAGAAGGACGAGUGCCGCCGUGGCGGCGACGGUGAGGGGUGUGGAGGCGAUAGAGAGCUGAAAGGGUACUCGCGGAGUGAAGUGACGGUGAUUGAUACCAGCUACGAGGUGUGGAAGUUUGACAAGCUGGUGUUCAGGAAGAAGAACGUUUGGAAAGUGAGGGACAAGAAGGGGAAAUCGUGGAUGUCUGCUGCUGCUGCGGCGGCGGCGAAGAAGAAGAGGAAGAAGGGGAGUGGUGGGCUGGACUCUGAGUAUGAUCAUGGGAGUGUAUCCGGUGGAGCUAAGAAGAAAGCUAAGGUCUUGAAUUUCUGCUCCACUGUGGUUGCCAAUGGCGGAAACUGUGUGCCGCCUUCUGAUGAUGGUCAGAAGCUGCAGGAUGAAACAAUGGAAGAAGUUCCCAGAGAAGUAGGAGAUGAGCUUAGCCAAGUUCCUAGAAUCAACAGGGUCCAUGGUUCCAGAUCCCCCAGAAUAUCAGAAAAAGGCAACUCAUCAGUUGUUCUUAUCAAAGCUAUGCCCAGCAGCAAGAAGAGUGGGGAAAAUGUCCCCAAGAAUCAACUCAAGGAACGUCAAAGACCACAGAAGGCUUGACGGAUUUCGUCUGUUUCCCCUAACCUUUUUCGGAUCCAUGCGCUCAGUUGAUGCAAUUCGCAGAGAAGACGGGCUUAUCUCCAUGAAAGCAUACAUUUCAACUGCUCGACAACCCGGGAUUUCCUGAUUCAUGCAGUGGAUCACGCAUCCCAUAUUUUCGAUUCGGGGGAAACUAAUUCGAAACUGUUUUUAUUAUGCCCGGAUCAAGCUGAGGUAUGAGUUCAAGAGGUAUACUCUGGGCGAAGGAUUAUCAGAUCAAUAAACUGCUAACUAAAGAAAGUCAAAUCAUGACAUUGUUGUUGUGUAUCAGAACCAUUGGCUAUCAAUGUUCAUUUUCUUAUGUAAUCUCGUGUUUACUCACUAGGAAAGAAUUACAGAUGCUGCUUGGAAAUGCUAUGACAUGAACAGUUGAGGUGUCCUUAAAUGUUCAUCCCAAAAUUACUCGUGUUGUUUCUAGCACACUUUCAAAUUUGAUGGCUCGGAUGAACAAAUGUACGGCACCGGC